Molecule: messenger RNA, 1560 nt
Organism: Odocoileus virginianus texanus
Lineage: Eukaryota; Metazoa; Chordata; Mammalia; Artiodactyla; Cervidae
Gene: SNAI1
Product: snail family transcriptional repressor 1
Biological process (GO): regulation of transcription by RNA polymerase II
Molecular function (GO): DNA-binding transcription factor activity, RNA polymerase II-specific; RNA polymerase II cis-regulatory region sequence-specific DNA binding
Source: RefSeq, a predicted model, not a curated record
CCGCUGCUUCGGCCACCAUGCCGCGCUCUUUCCUCGUCAGGAAGUCUGCCGGCUCCCGCCGGAGACCCAAUUACAGUGAGCUUCAUGACUCUUCUCCAGAGCUCACUUUCCAGCAGCCCUACGACCAAGCCCACCUGCUGGCAGCCAUCCCACCGCCCGAGGUCCUCAAUCCCACCGCCUCCCUGCCGACGCUCAUCUGGGACUCUCUCUUGGCGCCCCAAGCCCAGCCCAUUGGCUGGGCUUCUCUCCUGCCCCAGGAGAUCCCCAAGGCUGGCGAGCUGACCUCCCUGUCCGACGAGGACAGCGGGAAAGGUUCCCAGCCCCCCAGUCCACCCUCUCCGGCUCCUUCGUCCUUCUCGUCCACUUCAGCCUCCUCCUUGGAGGCUGAGGGCUAUGCUGCCUUCUCAGGCUUGGGCCAGUUGCCCAAGCAGCUGACCGGGCUCUCCGUGGCCAAGGACCCCCAGUCUCGCAAGGCCUUCAACUGCAAAUACUGCAACAAGGAGUACAUCAGCCUGGGUGCCCUCAAGAUGCACAUCCGGAGCCACACGCUGCCCUGCGUCUGUAGCACCUGCGGGAAGGCCUUCUCCAGGCCCUGGCUGCUGCAGGGCCACGUCCGGACCCACACCGGCGAGAAGCCCUUCUCCUGCCCCCACUGCAGCCGCGCCUUCGCCGACCGCUCCAACCUCCGGGCCCACCUCCAGACCCACUCGGAUGUCAAGAAGUACCAGUGCAAGACAUGUUCCAGAACCUUCUCCCGAAUGUCCCUGCUCCACAAGCACCAAGAGUCGGGCUGCUCAGGGGGGCCGCGCUGACUCUCAGGCUCCUUCCACCUCUCCGGGCCCUCCCUGCAGCCUGGAGCGGCCUCCCCCCGCUCCAGAAGGGAGGACCCUGCCUCCUCGUCACUGCCACAGAAUCCGCUCCUGAGCUCCGCCGUCCGGCUGGACCCUGGGGACCAUUUCCCGGUCCUCUGGAUGCCCUGCCGGGCUCAGCGGGGCGGGAGCGCUUCCUGUCGGGGGGUGGCUUGCCGCAGGGACCCCUCCUGGCAGCCGCUGCUCCCAGUGUCCAUGGAGCUGGCUUUUCUGCGCAGCUGCUCGGAACUCGCCCCACUCAGGGGACCCUGGCCUACCCUCCAGGGACCCCCAGGCCGCCCCUCCAGGAGGUGCGCCUCACUAUGCAAGUGGCCACCCCCAGGUGCCCGGCGGGGGUGCCCCCUGACGCCAGGAGCGCCUCUGGACCCCAGGAUGCCCGCAGACCCGGGCAGCUAUUUCAGCCUCCUGUGUGUCAUGGUGGCACCUGUUUCACGGGCAAUUUAACGACGUGUCCAAAGGGACUGUGAAUAAUUGCCUUCCCUUGUUGGGGGCCCGAGUGGGGCGCUCUGGCCCCACCACUGUGUCUCCCAGAACUAUUUUCGGGGCCUGACAGGUGGGCCUGGGAGGAAGAUGUUUACAAUUUUUUAAAGGUACACUGGUAUUUAUAUCGCAAGCGACAUUUUGUACUAAGGAAACGUUUUGUAUAGUUAUAUGUACGGUUUAUUGAUAUUCAAUAAAGUGGUUAAUUUAU